GGCCCGUGUUUACACAGCGGAGCGGGGGUGGCCGGGAGAGGACACUGAAGCCCGAGUGGCGGCAACAGCAGCAGCGGCACGAUGGUCAUGGCGCAUUUCGUUGAGAGUUUCUGGGGGGAAAGAAAUAGUGGCUUUGAUGUACUCUACCAUAACAUGAAACAUGGACAGAUAUCAACAAAAGAACUUGCAGAUUUUGUAAGAGAAAGGGCUACGAUAGAAGAGGCAUAUUCACGGUCCAUGACAAAACUAGCAAAAUCAGCAAGCAAUUAUACUCAACUUGGAACAUUUGCACCUGUAUGGGAUGUAUUUAAGUCAUCAACAGAAAAAUUAGCAAGCUGCCACUUGGAGCUUGUUCGAAAGCUACAAGAAUUAAUAAAGGAAGUACAGAAAUAUGGAGAAGAGCAAGUAAAAUCUCACAAAAAGACUAAGGAAGAAGUUGCAGGAACUCUUGAAGCUGUACAAAAUAUUCAGAGUAUAACUCAGGCCCUCCAGAAAUCCAAGGAAAAUUACAAUGCCAAGUGUCUAGAACAAGAACGUUUGAAAAAAGAAGGAGCUACACAGAGAGAAAUAGAAAAGGCAGCUAUUAAAUCUAAGAAAGCUACAGAUACCUAUAAGCUCUAUGUGGAAAAAUAUGCAACAGCCAAAUCUGAUUUUGAACAGAAAAUGACAGAAACGGCACAGAAAUUUCAAGAUAUUGAAGAAACUCACCUCAUUCAUAUAAAAGAGAUUAUAGAAUCUUUGUCAAAGGCUAUUCAGGAAAUUCAUUUACAAAUAGGCCAGAUACAUGAAGAAUUUAUAAACAACAUGGCAAACACCACAGUUGAAGGUUUGAUACAGAAAUUUGCUGAGUCAAAAGGCACUGGGAAGGAAAGACCUGGCCUUAUUGAAUUUGAGGAAUGUGAUGCUGCUAGCGUAGUUGAAGGGAUAAAGCCAAGAAAAAGAAAGACUUUCGCUUUGUCAGGAAUAAUUAAGAAGGAAAAGGAUGCAGAGUCAGUGGAAUGUCCAGAUGCAGAUUCAGUUAACAUUCCUGAUGUAGAUGAGGAAGGUUAUAGUAUCAAACCAGAAGCAAAUCAGAAUGAUACCAAAGAAAACCAUUUCUACUCAUCCAGUGAUUCUGACUCUGAAGAUGAAGAACCAAAGAAGUAUCGCAUAGAAAUCAAGCCUGUGCAUCCCAACAACUCUCAUCAUACAAUGGCUUCUUUGGAUGAAUUGAAAGUAUCUAUUGGAAAUAUAAGCCUUUCACCAGCAAUAUCAAGACACAGUCCAGUACAAAUGAACAGGAAUUCAUCUAGUGAAGAGUUAACAAAAUCAAAGCUUUCUGCUCCAUCAAAUGAAAAGGGGAACAAUGACUUACUUGUAUGGGACCCAUUGUUUGGACCAUCUCUUGAUACAUCUAACUCAACGCAAUUGACAUCAGCUAUCCUUAAAGAGCAGAAUAGGAACUCCUCUUCCUUUCCCAUUGGUUUGCCUGGGUGUAUAAUAACUGAACCUUUACUUGGAAGUGAGUCAGAUUUUGGGGCCAGGAGCCCCUCACCAGACUUUUCUAUUAACUCACUGUGUCACCCUGAUGUAGCAGCUUCAUCAGAAAGCACAGAUGUAUUAUCUUUUGCGUCAUGGUCACAAAAUCAGUGGAUUUCCUUUACUGAUGAACUUGUUAUAAUUAAACAUGCAAAUGCAGACCAGAAAGCAUUCCAAAGAUUGCAUUGUAAAACUGAAAAUGUCUUCGAGUUCCCUGAUACUUUUCCUGGGAGAUCUUCCAACAACCAUACCUCUGAGGAUCAAAGUAACCGUGGCUAUAAUGUUAUAUGUCCUGAAAUAAUACUGACUGAAGAGACUGAGAGUGCUGCUGAAAAGUCUUCCACAUCAUCUUCAAUACCUCUGGACUCUAGUAUAGUUUCUACUUUUGCUCAGAUAUAUUAUGCCAGGCCUACAACUCCUCUUUCUGCAGGCACCAUUGUCCCACCUCCAAGACCUACUUCAAGACCAAAGCUUACUUCAAGCAAGCUUAGUGGAAUUAAUGAAAUACCCAGGCCAUUUAGCCCACCAGUGACUUCUAAUACCAGUCCACCUCCUGCUGCUCCUUUAGCACGGGCAGAAAGCACCUCCUCCAUAUCCUCAUCUGCUUCUCUUAGUGCAGCAAAUACACCAACAAUAGGUGUUUCACGUGGUCCCAGCCCUGUUAGUCUUGGAAAUCAGGAUACCUUACCUGUUGCAGUAGCCCUUACUGAAUCUGUGAAUGCUUACUUUAAAGGAGCAGAUCCUUCCAAGUGUAUUGUAAAGAUUACUGGUGACAUGACAGUAUCAUUUCCAAGUGGAAUUAUUAAAGUGUUCACUAGCAAUCCCUCUCCAGCUGUACUCUGCUUCAGAGUUAAAAAUACAAGCAAACUAGAGCAGAUUCUUCCAAAUGCACAACUCAUAUUCAGUGAUCCAUCACAGUGUGAUUCCAGUGCAAAAGAUUUUUGGAUGAACAUGCAAGCUGUCACUGUCUACCUCAAAAAGCUAGCUGAGCAAAAUCCAUCUGCUUCUUAUUAUAAUGUGGAUGUCUUAAAAUAUCAGGUAUCAUCAAAUGGUAUCCAGUCAACUCCUCUGAAUCUUGCUACUUACUGGAAAUGUAAUACCAGCACUACAGAUGUUAGAGUGGAUUAUAAAUACAAUCCAGAGGCUAUGAUUGCACCAAGUGUGCUUUCUAACAUACAGGUGGUAGUACCAGUGGAUGGAGGUGUCACAAACAUGCAGUCACUUCCCCCUGCAGUAUGGAAUGCAGAACAAAUGAAAGCUUAUUGGAAAUUGUCAGGUAUUUCAGAAAAAUCAGAAAAUGGAGGCUCCGGAUCUCUCAGAGCAAAAUUUGAUCUUUCAGAAGGACCCAGUAAACCUACAACACUUGCAGUACAGUUCAUUAGUGAGGGAAGUACCUUAUCAGGUGCUGACAUUGAGCUUCUAGGCACUGGUUAUAGGCUUUCCUUAAUAAAGAAACGUUUUGCUACUGGACGAUACCUGGCAGAUUGUUGAUGUCCCUGUGAAAAUUGUUGGAUCAAAGGAGUACAAACCUGCUCUUCUGCAUUAACUCUACCUUCCAAACACUAUCUUAACAUGUAUUCGAUAUAUUUUUAUCUUUGACCUACUUUGGAGCUGACUACAAAACCUAAAAAUGCACUUUUAAUGUAAGUCAUUUGAAAGGAAUAGCACUGAAGUGAUCUUCAACACUGUAAAUGAUCAAUAUUCAGGAAGUACAUUUAUUCAAAUACUUAGUGAAAUAAAUUUAUAUAGGCUGAAAGUCAAAAUAACCAGUUGCUAUAUUAGAAAAAGAAAAGUUAUGGCAUAAACAUCAAACUUUUAAAAAUUGAAGGAGAGCAAGCACAAACUGUUUAUAGCUCUCCAUAAAUUUUAAAUUCCAAGGUAGUUUUACAGGUUCAUCUGUUUGAUGUUGGAUGCAAGCAGAACAAAAAUGCAAAAUUUGGGAUAAUGUCAACUUAACCCUCUCGUUCACAUUGUGUCUAUGUGCCAUCAGAGAAUAGGCUCAGAGUUAGAGCAUGCAAAAAGGAUAAUUUGAUUCCCAUAUAACAUAUAUUAAUUAAGUGUAAAUGGUGUUUUAUAUAAGAUUUUUAAAAAAUCCUCAAGUGCAAUGUGUUUAAAAAUAAGCUUGCAAAGGACAGCAGAGAGACUUACUUCUGCAGUUAGUUAACUUUAUGGAAGUUGUGAUUGUUUUGAUGAAUUAAUGCUGUAGAUUUAAUUUAUUUUUAUAUGAAUUACAUAAUGUGUGCCUUUAAAAAAAAAAAAAAACAACAGAAUUGUGCCUGUCCACUUUGUGUUUAUUAAUGUGCCUCACUUCCUUUCUUAAAGUCUGGAUCUUCUAUAUAGAAACUUGGAUGGUUAAAGUUCUUCAUAUAAAAUACAGACAGUUUAUAGUCCCUUUGGGAUACAGAAGGAAAAUUAGGAUAACUGGAGUAUGCUCUUUAGUUGCAUUUUAAAAUACUGGAUUACUUCUUUGUGGGGUAAUUGCAAUAAAUGUAACUACUGUAAAAGAUGAAGAAUUUUUAAUAUGCUCACGGAAAAAAAAUUGCCUUCAGUUAUUUAAUUCUAAUCUCAACAAAGAUGUAUGAAUUUUAAAACAUUCUGGAAUAAAAAUAAUAACCAUGUAACUGAUUUUUAAACUGUAAACUUAGCAUUUCCCUUUACUUCUUGUUCAUUAUUUGAGAUUUAAGUGUUCAUUGGCUAUGUGUUUGUGAGCAUAAAUGUACUGUUAGUGAGGAAUAGCAUUUUAGAAAGGCUCAUCUCUGGCAGCGGAGGAAAAAAUACUGCCAUUUAUGUUCAUUUUAAGCAAGUGGGAAAAAAUGCUCAAUUAGUAUGUUGUUAAUUGCCACACAGUAAAAAUAGGGUUUGGAGUGAUGCAUUUAUUUAACAUUUCUUAAAAUAAGCUACUAACUUUGAUAGCACAACACCUAGCAGAUUUUACAAAUAAAGCUUGAUCAAAUGUAAAUGUAAAUGAAAUUAUAUAUAAUGCUGAAAACCAAGGUCCUUCAUUUUACAUAGUAGAAGCAAUAAUAUAUUGUAUUGUGUGCAAUUUUUAUAAAACCACUAAUUGGUCAGUUAUGCUUUACAGAAAUUAAGACCUAUAUUAUCAGGCAUUAAUGUAAAUUCUUUUACACACUAAAUACAGUAAAAAUGAAACACCUCACUGUUAAAUAUUAUAUGUGCUUUUUUUUUUUUUUUGUUCAUUCAUUAUUAGAAAAUUUUGGAAUAGAUUUGACUGAAGCAAUACACACCCAUCAUUUGCUAAAAUGUUAAUCUUUGCUAAAUGGUGAGGAUAAAUAGUAUAGGCUUUCUAACUCCUCUUGUGCUACUUUAAUUGCCAAUUGUGGUCUCUUACUGGAAUCUGUUUUGCUGUAAAACUGCUUAUUGGGCAGUUAACAUUUUAUUAUUGGAAUCCAGACAUUAUUUUACUUGCCAUGUUUGUUUUAAUCAAGUAUUGCUUAAAAGUUCUAAAUUAGUGGAAUGGUUAAGUUUCAUUACAUUUUAACUACCAGUCUUCACCCCAUGUAUUGACACACGAAUUUGUAUUGGGUGCAGGUUACAAUUUUGAAGCCAUACAAGCUUAUGUUGCUUUUUCACUGUUAAAAACCCAUGAAUGGUGUCCAAAUGCCAGUAGAUAUUCAUUGAGAAAUGUAUUUAGCAAGCUGGUCCUUGCUCUUAUAUACAGUGCUAUACUUUGUACCUGUGUCUUAACCAAGAAUUUGUAAACAUAGAACUCUUAAUGAAUCUGAGUUUUUAUGGAUUGUUACUACUUUGGGUUGUAAUUAGAACAAUGCAAAUCUAUCUUACAAAAAUUUGUAAAUAUCUGAUUUUUUUUCAUAUAAUGUAAAUUUUACAUAAAAGUUGCACCCUUAAUAAACAUGUAAUAUAUAAUUUA
This is a messenger RNA of Antechinus flavipes (yellow-footed antechinus), 5407 nucleotides long. It is a transcript of the gene FCHO2, whose product is annotated as FCH and mu domain containing endocytic adaptor 2. The coding region runs from base 82 to 3009 and encodes 975 amino acids. The record is from RefSeq and is a predicted model, not a curated record. Gene Ontology annotation, biological process: clathrin-dependent endocytosis; synaptic vesicle endocytosis; clathrin coat assembly. The transcript has 27 exons. Gene Ontology annotation, cellular component: cytoplasm; plasma membrane; clathrin-coated pit. Lineage: Eukaryota; Metazoa; Chordata; Mammalia; Dasyuromorphia; Dasyuridae.